GGCUGUCCCCGCUGCCCAGGCUCGCACCCCGCGGGCCCCGCGCUGCCUCGGGGCGGGGGCGCGCAGGGACCCGGGGCCGCCGCGCCGCCACCGCCUCCCCGCCGCGCCCGCCCUUAAAAGCGGCGGCGGCUCCGGUGCAGCGCCCGCGGCGCCGCUCCCGGCACGGCCGGGAUGGGCUCCGCGCACUCCGUGCCCGCCGAGAUGCGGGAGCUGGCCGACAGGACGGGCUUCACCUCUGAACAGAUCGAGCACCUGCACCGGCGCUUCAAGCAGCUGAGCCAGGACCAGCUGACCAUCCGCAAGGAGAACUUUGACAGCAUUCCCGACCUGGAGUUCAACCCCAUCAGGGGGAAAAUCGUCCACGCCUUCUUUGACAAGCGGAACCUGCGGCAGGAGUCGGACGGGCUGGCGGACGAGAUCACCUUCGAGGACUUCCUGACCAUCAUGUCCUACUUCAGACCCAUCGAGAUGAACAUGGAUGAGGAGCAGCUCGACCGCUUCCGCAAGGAGAAGCUGAAAUUCCUGUUCCACAUGUACGACUCGGACCAUGACGGGAAGAUCACACUGCAGGAGUACAGAAAUGUGGUGGAGGAGCUGCUCUCAGGGAACCCCCACCUGGAGAAGGAGUCGGCGCGCUCCAUCGCCGACGGGGCCAUGAUGGAGGCUGCCAGCAUCUGUGUGGGGCAAAUGGGCCCGGACCAGGUGUACGAGGGCAUCACCUUCGAGGAUUUCCUGAAGAUGUGGCAGGGCAUCGACAUCGAGACCAAGAUGCACGUCCGCUUCCUCAACGUGGACACCAUCGCCCACUGCUACUGAGGGGAGCAGCAGCACCAGGAGGAGGAGGAGGAGGAGGAGGAAGAGGACCCAGCAGCAGCUCCAGGUCCUGGCACCUGGCUCCCAGCUCCAUGGCUGUGCCACACUGGGGCUGCCCUCUGCUCUCUACAAACAUCAGAGGUUUUAUCUGCAAUAAAAGAUAUUUCUCUUUUUA
This is a messenger RNA of Prinia subflava (tawny-flanked prinia), 988 nucleotides long. RefSeq names its product tescalcin (gene TESC). The coding region runs from base 172 to 816 and encodes 214 amino acids. Gene Ontology annotation, molecular function: phosphatase inhibitor activity; calcium ion binding. Gene Ontology annotation, biological process: positive regulation of granulocyte differentiation; positive regulation of sodium:proton antiporter activity; regulation of cell adhesion mediated by integrin. The transcript has 8 exons. NCBI's taxonomy places the organism in Eukaryota, Metazoa, Chordata, Aves, Passeriformes, Cisticolidae. The record is from RefSeq and is a predicted model, not a curated record. Gene Ontology annotation, cellular component: plasma membrane; cytoplasm; nucleus.